CAAACGGAGCCGCGCACGGUCUCCCAUCGUCUUCUACCCCCGGUAGUUCCCACUUUCGAGUUCCAUUCCCGGUCGCUUCCCCUUUUCCUCCUUCCUCGAAGUCCGCGCGAUUCCCAGCGUCGGAGCUCUCCCGGCGCGCCUCCGCCUCCGCCUCCGCACAAGGCUCGCCUCUGGCUGCUCCGGCGGCGGGUGGGUUGGGGAGCGAGGCGGCUGGUCGGCGGGUUCUUGGGCGAGCUGCUGGCGCUGGUCCGUGUAGCGGACGUAGACCGCCCCUAUGUUCUUCGGGUCGAGGAGGGUGGAGGACGAGGUGGCGCUCGUCAGGCAGAGGACCGUGAGAUUCCAUGAUGAGAGGGCAAGGCCAACUAUACCCAUUCACCAGAAGCAGGCGGGGCUAGCUGCUAGUAAGUUUGGCUUGGGGAGUCCAGGGGAAAACAGAAUUUUCGUGUCAGGGCAUGAGUUUUGGUACAAGAAGAUUAUUGACCCGUCAAGUGGUUUCAUCUUGACAUGGACCUAUGUCUUCGGUGUAUCAUGCUUCAUUGCUCUAUUCAUGGACCCUCUGUACUUCUAUGUGCCUAAAAUCGUUUAUGGCCCAACAACUUGUAUUGGGAAGGAUAGACACCUAGCCAUUAUCGUUACUGUCUUCCGAUCAAUUGCCGACAUCUUUUAUGUCAUCCAAAUUAUGAUAAAGUUCAGGACUGCAUAUAUUAACCCAAACUCAACAUUAGGGGUUUUUGGUCGAGGAGAUCUCGUCACAGAUUCUAAGGAAAUAGCAAAGCAGUAUUUGAGAUCUGACUUUGCGGUUGAUCUAGUGGCUUCUUUGCCUUUACCACAGAUCAUUAUUUGGUCUGUGAUACCAGCCAUCAAAUAUUCUUCAUCUGAGCAUGACAAUGACUUACUGCUUCUGGUUGCACUUUUCCAGUAUAUUCUAAGAUUAUAUCUCAUGUUUUCAUUGAAUAAUAAAAUAGUCAAAGUUACUGGAGUUUUUGCGAAGACUGCUUGGCAAGGAGCUGCAUACAAUCUGCUGUUGUACAUGAUUGCUAGCCAUGUUUUAGGAGCACUAUGGUACCUGCUAUCCUUUGAACGCCAGACCGCAUGUUGGAAAAGAUAUUGCAUGAAUGAAACUGAUUGCCACACUUGGUAUCUUGAUUGUGGCGUAAAACCAGAUCCGAAUUGGGCAAGCACGACUGGAGUCUUUACUAGCUGUAAUGCUAGUAGUAACAAUAUCAGUUUUGACUACGGUAUGUUCCAGCCAUUGUUAUCUAACAAAACUCCUAGUCAGAGCUUCCUGAGGAAGUACUUCUAUUGCCUCUGGUGGGGCUUGCAGAAUCUAAGUUGUUAUGGCCAGACAUUAAGUGUGAGUACCUAUCUUGGUGAGACACUGUAUGCUAUAUUGUUGGCGGUGCUUGGUCUCGUCUUGUUUGCGCAUUUGAUUGGAAAUGUCCAGACCUACCUGCAAUCUAUCACUGCAAGGGUUGAGGAGUGGAGGCUAAAGCAGAGAGAUACCGAAGAGUGGAUGAGACAUCGACAACUUCCCCAUGAAUUACGGGAAAGGGUGAGAAGAUUCAUUCAUUACAAGUGGCUUGCAACUCAAGGUGUGGAUGAAGAAUCUAUAUUGAAGGCUUUGCCAGCAGAUCUUCGCCGUGACAUCAAGCGUCACCUUUGCUUGGAUCUUGUUCGUCGGGUCCCACUUUUCUCCCAGAUGGAUGGUCAACUUCUGGAUGCCAUAUGUGAGCGUCUUGUAUCUUCCUUGAGCACAGAGGGCACAUAUAUUGUCCGUGAAGGCGACCCCGUGAUUGAGAUGCUUUUUAUCAUCCGUGGGAAGUUGGAAAGCUCCACCACAGAUGGUGGCCGGACGGGGUUCUUCAAUUCAAUCAUCCUCAAACCUGGUGAUUUCUGUGGUGAAGAGCUGCUUGAAUGGGCUCUUGUUCCCAAGCCUACUGUCAACUUGCCAUCAUCCACUCGGACAGUGAAGGCAAUUUUUGAAGUGGAGGCGUUUGCUCUCCGAGCUGAGGACCUCAGGUUUGUUGCCAGUCAAUUCAGGCGGCUCCACAGCAGGAAGUUGCAGCACACAUUCCGCUACUACUCUCACCACUGGAAGACCUGGGCUGCUUGUUUCAUCCAAGCUGCUUGGCGCCGCUACAAGAGGAGGAGGAUGGCCAAGUACCUGCACAUGAGGGAGUCAUUCUCCUCCAUGAGAUCAUAUGAAGACGAUGCUUCCCCCGAACGGAAUCUUGCAUUGAGAAUCAUGGGCGAGGCUAGGAGGGGAACCCCCACCAAGGAACUGCCUAAGUUCAGGAAGCCUUCUGAGCCGGACUUCUCAGCAGAGUAUGACGAGUAAGAGAUUGCUGAAUAACUGGUACAUUAUUUGCUAUGGCGGGAUCGUUGUUUGUGUUGCAAACCCCUGCUGCCCGUCGGUCUUCUUCAAACAUGCAUUUGGUUUGAGGUUGGCUGGUAACUGACUGUUGAUUUCAGAAAAAAAAAAAUUGCUAACAUCGGGGCACCCAGCAUAUGGUGAAACAACUAGCAUAAAGCAGGGGGACAGGUUUCGGUGACUGAAAAGAAAGAGAAAAUGUAUGCUGUUGUGGGGUAGCUUAUUAUUCAUACUGUACAUAGACAUGUGGUUAUGGGUAAAAAUAUGAUUUUGUA
Molecule: messenger RNA, 2646 nt
Organism: Phragmites australis (common reed)
Lineage: Eukaryota; Viridiplantae; Streptophyta; Magnoliopsida; Poales; Poaceae
Product: cyclic nucleotide-gated ion channel 17-like
Exons: 7
Coding region: 275-2338 (687 amino acids)
Biological process (GO): transmembrane transport; potassium ion transport
Cellular component (GO): membrane
Molecular function (GO): voltage-gated potassium channel activity
Source: RefSeq, a predicted model, not a curated record